AAAAAUUAUAAUGAAAAAAUAUACAAGUAACUAAUAACUGAGAAGAUCAAAUGGACCUUUAGGAAGGUAUAGACUGUUUAAACAUACAGAAAUAGAUAGAGCUAAUUUAUUUGAAGGAUUACCUUAUGUUUAAUUUGAUGCUUUUAUAAGAAGAGGUAAGAAUUAUAUAAAUUUAUUUAGAUAGAACUAUGUAACAUGUUGUGGUGAGAGAUUUGCUAAAAAUAAUAAUGGAGAAAUGCAAUUAAUUAAAGAAUUUAUUACUUGAUAAGUUUAGACUUAAAAAGAUCUUUUUAUUAAUGGAUUUAAUGGAAUAGCCUAAAAAAAAGGGAAUGUUUAAUUAAAGAUUGGAAGAUACUAUAGUAUUAAUUGAUUAGAUUGGUUCUAUUAUAUUGUAGGAAUUCAAAAAGAAUCCAGAAUAAAUAGGGUUGAAAUAAUCCCCUAUUAAAAAUUUAUAAGAGUAGAAUCCAGAGUAUAUAGAUCCUCAUUUAGAAGAAAAAAUAUAUGAUAAGAAUGUAGACUUGUUUAAUGAAAUGCUUUAAUAUUUGAGGGAUCGAAUUGAAUUAUAUAUGUUAAUGAUGAGGUAGGCUGGUCAUAAGAUUUUAGAUGAUUAAUAAUGUAUGAGUUUUUUGAAAGAUGUCACUGCUUUACGUUAUAAUUUAUUACAGCUAAGUGAAGAUAUUAGAGUAUUAGAUGCUAAUUCUGAAGAGAGUUUAAAGUUGAUUAAAUUAACUCUUUAAAAAUUUGAAACAGUCAAAGAUAAAAGAAUUGAAAAAUUAUCUCCAGAAAAGAAAAGUGAAGAAUAAAAGAUUGAAGAUAAAAAAUUAGAAGAGAAAAGAAAGAAAAUCGAAUAUAUUGAGAAAAAUUUAAUAGGCAAGACAUUAUCAAAUAUGGAUGAUUAGGCUGAAUCGGAAGUUUAAGUAAGUAUUUAAUAAUUUAUAAAGAGAAAAAAAGAGCAUAAAGAUUAAAUGAAUUGUUGUAAUAGAAAUUCAAUUUUAAUAAAAGUUCUGUUGUUACUAGAGAAUCUAAAUUGAUAUUAAAUUAAGAGUAUUAAAUUGUUUUACAUUAUUAGCAAGUUAGAAUAAGAGAAAGUAUUACUAUUAGAAAGCAGUUAAAAAGCUUCAAAAAUAAAACAUAAUUUAGUUGAUAAUAGAAAGAGAUUAGCAUUAGAAAAAUUAAAAGAUCCUACAAAAGAUCCAUAAUUACGAGGAGCAUUAGAAAUUAUGACAAGAGUUCUUAAUAUAAAUAUAUAAGAUUAAUUUUAAGAAUGA
This is a messenger RNA of Paramecium sonneborni, 1268 nucleotides long. NCBI's taxonomy places the organism in Eukaryota, Ciliophora, Oligohymenophorea, Peniculida, Parameciidae. The record is from the annotation of a GenBank genome assembly.